Molecule: messenger RNA, 1873 nt
Organism: Rosa rugosa (rugosa rose)
Lineage: Eukaryota; Viridiplantae; Streptophyta; Magnoliopsida; Rosales; Rosaceae
Exons: 2
Coding region: 197-1561 (454 amino acids)
Molecular function (GO): protein binding
Source: RefSeq, a predicted model, not a curated record
GAAAUACACUCUCACUCACACUGCAGUUCGUAUCGGCGUUCACUUGAUCCGGUCGAUCUCCGAUCUCUUCAACGAGUCCCAUUUCCACAAGAAAACUCCCCAAUCUCCUUCUGCAACUAUAACCCUUAGAUACCCACAACGUUUGGGAUAGGAAUAUCUUAGCCCACCUAACUUUGAUUAUUCGGUUCCGGCUGCUAUGAGAGGUGGUGAUAGUACCAAAAGAAUCUACUCUAGAAAAUCCCAGUCGACCUUGGGAGCAGUACCGGCCUCUGAGCUGAUGAAUAUUGAGAUUGAUGAUCUCCCCGAUGUUGUGUUGGUUGAAAUUCUUUGUCGGCUUCCAUGCUAUAAGUUUGUUUCAAAAUGCAAGUGCGUGUCCGAGCGUUGGUGCAAUGUCAUGUCCGGUCCUUAUUUUCUUGCCCGCUUUCUAUGUCUCCAGAGUGAUCGUGAGCAAACACCAAUAGUUCGUACUCUGAUAACCAACAGAGGGGAGGAGUUCCUUACUAGAAUGUCAUCGUCCACCAAGCCGCUAGCUCUGUUGUUUGAAAGACUCAUGAGUUCUCACCAUUUGGAACAAGAGCCGCUAGUGGUAGCUACGUAUAAUGACUUAGUUUUGUGCUGUUCAACUGGGGUCUAUUAUCAACGUGAUUACUACAUCUGCAAUCCGUGCACAAUUCAGUGGGUUCCUGUUCCUCCCCCUCCUCGAGUUUACCGGUAUACACCAGUGGGAUUCAUAUGUGAUCUUCCCUACUAUAGCUGUACGAAAGAUGAUCAGGGAGGAAGUUUCAUUCAGGUUAAUGCGGAGUAUAGGUGCAGGAUAGUGAGAUUAAUUCUUCGUAAGAGAUCUGUCUGUAAACUCAAAGUGCAAAUCUUCUCCUCUGAUACUGGUGAAUGGAUAACGUCAACUAUAUCAAUUCCAUCAGGUUUUAUUUCUGACACCGUCCCUCUAGAGAGGAGCUUCUCUUACAAUGGCAUGCUGUAUUUUGUGGGUGAUGAACCUGGUGAUCAGAAUUUUCUUAUGGGGUUGGAUCCAUUCAUGAUCAACAAUAGUAAUAGUGCUCUUAGUUUAUCUAGUACUAGCCGUAAUAGUACUAAUGGUGACAAUAUCAUUGAUCACUAUAAAUGUCGUUUUAUUCGAUUUGAUGAUCCAGACUCUUUUCUACUUCGGUAUCUUGGUGAAUACAGAGGGUGUCUGCACAUGUGCGACUAUCAUGAUCAUACCUCUACUUUUUUUGUUCGGGAGUUGAAAGAAGAAGAAAUGCAUGGAGGAGCUGGCAAAUUAUGUUUGGAAGGCAUGAUGAAGGAUUAUUCACUGGACAUAAAAAUGGUUCCGGGUUAUGAUAUUGUUGAUUUACGAUUUUUAGACCCCAAUAACGAGGAUAUUUUAUAUAUGUACAUAGCCAAUGACAUUGUCAGGUACAACAUUCGAACCAGAGAUCGGUUAAAGCUGGUUGAAAACAUUUCCUAUGGGAAUUCUUUUCUCUUUCCAAUUGUGCUCCCUUGGUGGCCAACACCAGUUCCUAGACUACCGCCACACGCCCAACCUGCGGGAAUAAAUCUCUGAUCUCUGUAUGGAACUUGACAUUGUAGUGUGGAAUAUGGGUUAAAAAGGAGGUUGGAUGAAGGCAAUGGGGUGAGAGUUGUGUAGUUCCAUGAGGAGGAUGUUGAAUCUGCUCGCUGCUGUGAGAAAGCUGAUGACACAGAAAGGUGGUUAGCUUUUGUGUUUUGGUACCGUUACUACUUACUAGUCAGGUUGAUGCUAUGUUGGCACAGUUUGAUUUGUUUUGUUUGAAAUUUGAAAUCGGUACAUUCAGUUUCUAGCUAGCUACUGGUACAUUUGCUUUGUUCGAAUUAAGUACUGUAUGCUAAUUAUCAA